Castor canadensis (American beaver) is the source of this 1183-nucleotide messenger RNA. RefSeq names its product RAB13, member RAS oncogene family (gene Rab13). The record is from RefSeq and is a predicted model, not a curated record. Lineage: Eukaryota; Metazoa; Chordata; Mammalia; Rodentia; Castoridae. Gene Ontology annotation, molecular function: GTP binding; GTPase activity.
CCCGGAGCCUGGGCGGAGAGGGAGGAAAACUUCCUGGCCUGAGCUCAGGCUGCUCUGUCUGCCAGCCCUACAAUCCCGCCUACCAGUACCGGGUGCUUCCUACCCCUCCCCCGGCGCCCCCAGUGUUCGCCAUGGCCAAAGCCUACGACCACCUCUUCAAGUUGCUGCUGAUCGGGGACUCGGGGGUGGGCAAGACUUGUCUGAUCAUUCGCUUUGCAGAGGACAACUUCAACAACACUUACAUCUCCACCAUCGGAAUUGAUUUCAAGAUCCGUACAGUGGAUAUAGAGGGGAAGAAGAUCAAACUGCAAGUCUGGGACACGGCUGGCCAAGAGCGAUUCAAGACAAUAACUACCGCCUAUUACCGUGGAGCCAUGGGCAUUAUCCUAGUAUACGACAUCACAGAUGAAAAAUCCUUUGAGAAUAUUCAGAACUGGAUGAAAAGCAUCAAAGAGAAUGCUUCAGCUGGGGUAGAGCGCCUCCUGCUGGGGAACAAGUGUGACAUGGAGGCCAAAAGGAAGGUGCAGAAGGAGCAGGCUGAUAAGCUGGCUCGAGAGCAUGGAAUCCGAUUUUUUGAGACAAGUGCCAAAUCCAGUAUGAAUGUGGAUGAGGCGUUCAGUUCUCUGGCUCGGGACAUCUUGCUCAAGUCAGGAGGCCGGAGAUCGGGAAACAGCAACAAGCCAUCCAGCACUGACCUGAAAACCUGUGACAAGAAGAACACCAACAAGUGCAACCUAGGCUGAGGACCCUUUUCUUACCUCCCCACCCUAAGCCUGGGAGAUAAAACUGAGGGAGACAGGACUGAGGGGCUGCCCAUGGGGAGAAAUAGUGGUAGAACUUGAAGGAAUAAGUGAGUAGGUGAUAAGGAGAAUGAGGAGAAAAUGGAGAAGAAAAAAAGAAGGUUGAAAAGAGGAGCAGGGGCAGGGAGAAAGGAGGGGAAGAAUCAAGGAAGUGAAAGAAAGUGAGGAGGUAGAACAAGAGAGAGGAGGGAAGAGAGGAUAGAUAGUCUCAGGUUUUGGGCCUUCCCUGGCUUUUCAGGUCAAACAUUAAUGUAAAUAUAUUGAUUUCUUCUGUUACUAGAUCAGGUUUUAGGUUCCUGAGAGAGGCUGGCUCAGCACCCAUCUCUGAAGGUUUGUCACUUUAUAUGGUCUUUCUCAAUAUUAAAGGCCACUGUUUGCACAAA